AGUCUGGGAAGGUUUGCGAGUCCCCUGAAGUGUGGCUGUGUGUUGAGUAGCAUGACGAGCUUUCUACCCGCUCUGAUUCAUAACAGCACACGGUGCACAUCAAAUGGAAAAGCUCACAGUUCCCGUUUAUUCGCUGUUAGUUAACCAAGAGGCUCCCAGCAGCCCUGCAAACAUAGCCAUACCUUGGUAGUAAAGUCAGCUCCCUCCCCAGAAUGUUGGAACCACUGAACGAGGGCUUGCUUUCUAGAAUUUCUGACGUGCUGCUGUGUGGCUGGACUUGUCAACACUGCUGUCAGAGGUGCUAUGAGUCCAGCUGCUGCCAGUCCAGUGAGGAUGAAGUGGAGAUCUUGGGACCUUUCCCUGCCCAGACUCCUCCAUGGCUGAUGGCCAGCCGGAGCAAUGACAAGGAUGGUGACUCCGUGCACACAGCUAGCGAUGUUCCUUUGACCCCAAGGACCAACUCCCCCGAUGGGAGACGCUCAUCCUCAGAUACAUCCAAGUCCACGUACAGCCUGACUCGGAGAAUCUCCAGUCUGGAUUCCCGACGCCCCAGCUCUCCACUCAUUGACAUCAAACCUAUUGAGUUCGGCGUUCUCAGUGCCAAGAAGGAGCCCAUCCAGCCAUCUGUGCUGCGCCGGACCUACACCCCCGAUGACUACUUCAGGAAGUUUGAGCCCCGACUUUACUCCCUUGACUCGAAUCUUGAUGACGUAGACUCUCUGACCGAUGAGGAGAUCAUGUCCAAGUAUCAGCUGGGCAUGCUGCACUUCAGCACACAGUAUGACCUGCUACACAACCACCUCACCGUGAGGGUGAUCGAGGCCCGGGACCUACCACCUCCAAUCUCCCAUGAUGGCUCCCGCCAGGACAUGGCUCACUCCAAUCCCUACGUCAAGAUCUGCCUCCUGCCUGACCAGAAGAACUCCAAGCAGACAGGAGUCAAACGCAAGACCCAGAAGCCUGUGUUUGAGGAACGCUACACCUUCGAGAUCCCCUUCCUAGAAGCCCAGAGGAGGACCCUGCUGCUCACUGUGGUGGAUUUUGACAAAUUUUCCCGCCACUGUGUGAUUGGGAAAGUAGCGGUGCCUUUGUGUGAGGUGGACUUGGUGAAGGGUGGCCACUGGUGGAGGGCUCUGAUCCCCAGUUCUCAGGGGCUCUCACGGAACCUGGAGUAG
Molecule: messenger RNA, 1175 nt
Organism: Arvicanthis niloticus (Nile rat)
Lineage: Eukaryota; Metazoa; Chordata; Mammalia; Rodentia; Muridae
Source: RefSeq, a predicted model, not a curated record